UCAUUCACUCAUUCUACUAAGUUCUUAAUUUUUCUUUUUUCCACGCCGGCAAUAAUGAACUUUACUUUAUUUUCUAUUUAAUAUAUUUUCUUCUUCACUUUGUUAAUACCAUAUGUAUGAACCAGAAUGGAAACUUCUGAAUAUUUUGAGAAAUUCACAUGGAGAAUUGAAGAUUUCUCCACAAAGAAUGGCAUGAAAUUAAAAUCCAAAGACUUCAAAAUCCGCGGUUAUACAUGGAAGAUCCUUGUUCAUCCACUAAGGAAGGAUGUUGAUCAUUUUACAUUUUAUUUAAUGGUUGCUGAUUCUUUACCACCAUAUGGAUGGAAUAGAGACACUUUUUUCAAGUUGGUUCUAAUUAAUCAACUUGAUAUGAACAAGUCCAUUGUAAAAGAGACUCAACAAAAGUUCAAUGGAGGAUAUAGAUGUUGGGGCUCUUUUUUCAUAAGACUCAAAGACUUCAAUGAUCAUAAACAAGGGUAUCUUGUUAGGGACACAUGCAUACUUGAAGCUCAUAUUUGUGUCUCCAAUUUUACACCCAAAAUUCAUGACAUCAAUUCUUUGAACCCAAAUUCUACCGAUCAAUCCUCCGAUGUAAGGGAAACGGUUUGUCCAAGAAUGUCAGGUUCUACUUCUAGUCCAAGAGCAUCAGGUUCUACUUUUAGUCCAAGAACAUCAAGUUCGGAUUUAACAAUUCGAGAAUUUCUGGAUUUGGAAAAUUUAAAACCAGAAGAAAAAUGUCUUAUUCCUCUUUUAGAUGAAAUGUGCAUGUGGCGUCCGUCUCUGAUAGAGAAUCUGAUGAAAAAAACUCCUUUGUUUAGACAAUGGACACUUAUGUCGUUAGGUCAAAUUUUGCAUUUUCUUAAGACGAAGAAAGUGAAAGAUAUGAAUGAAGAUGAUAUUGAGAAAAUUAAAAGUUUGUGGGAGGAACUCGCGAACUCGUCCGAAUUAGACUUGAGUUGGUUAGAGCCUUAUGUUCAAUCUGCUUUAGGUGUGAAACCUUAUAUAGAAAGAGCUAAGAAGUUAAAGAAACUAAAGGAUAAAGUUGUUGCUUUGGAUAUUAAAAUGAAGCAGCUUAGAGAUGAAUUGACUGCUUCACAAGCACAAUAUGAGAUUGCAAGGAAAGGCUUAUCUGAAGUAAGAAAUGGUUUUCAAGAAAUGAAUAUUAAUGCUCCAAUAGGUUAUACUAUGUUAUAGUGAUUAGUUUUGGAUUAACAAAUUUGAAGUGUUAUAGUUUUAGAUCAAGAUUAUUAUUUAAAUUCUUUAAAUUCUUUUUGUAUAACAUUUAUUAUUGUUUAUUUCCCCCGUUUUUAUUUAUGUAUAUUAAAAGUCUAGAUAAGCAAUAAUUUAGAUGUAAAUUAACCAAAUCUUUCAUAUAUUGAAAUAUGUUUGUCUAAUA
Molecule: messenger RNA, 1396 nt
Organism: Lathyrus oleraceus (garden pea)
Lineage: Eukaryota; Viridiplantae; Streptophyta; Magnoliopsida; Fabales; Fabaceae
Product: MATH domain and coiled-coil domain-containing protein At3g58210
Exons: 3
Coding region: 127-1194 (355 amino acids)
Molecular function (GO): protein binding
Source: RefSeq, a predicted model, not a curated record